AUGAAGUCCCUCAUCCUGCUCCUUUGCCUUGUUCAGCUCUGGGGCUGCCACUCGGCCCCACAUGGCCCAGGGCUGAGUUAUAAGGAAGUGAGCUGCGACGACCCAGAAACAGAGCGAGCGGCCCUGGCAGCUGUGAACUACAUCAAUUUUCACCUUGAUCGGGGAUACAAGCACACCUUGAACCAGAUUGAAAAAGUGAAGGUGUGGCCUCAGCUGUCCGUCGCCGGGGAGCUGCUUGAGCUAGAAAUAGAAACGCUGGAGACCACCUGCCAUGCGCUGGACCCCACUCCCUUGGCAAACUGCACCGUGAGGCAGCUGGCGGAGCAUGCUGUGGAAGGAGACUGUGAUUUCCGGCUGUUAAAACGCGACGGCCAGUUUUCCGUGUUGUCUGCAAAAUGUCAUUCCAAUCCAGACUCGGCGGAGGAUGUGCGCAAGGUGUGCCCAGACUGCCCCCUGCUGGCCCCGCUUAGCCACGCCAAGGUGGUGCACGCCGUGCAGGCCGCCCUGGCCGCCUUCAACGCUCAGAGUAACGGCUCCUAUUUUCAGCUGGUGGAAAUUUCCCGGGGUCAACUUGUGCCUCUCCCACCUUCUACCUUCGUGGAGUUUGCAAUGGCUGCCACUGACUGUGUUGCUAAAGAGGUCACUGAUCCAGCCAAAUGCAACCUGCUGGUGGAUAAGCAAUACGGCUUCUGUAAGGCGACGCUCACUGAGAAGUUGGAUGGGGAAGAGGUUGCAGUGACCUGCAAGGUGUUUCAAACGCAGCCUGUAGUCCCACAGCCCCAACCAGAUGGCUCCAAUGCAGCAGUCCCCACCCCUGUGGUGAACCCAGCUACAUCUGCACCCUCUCCAGCUGGCCCACCUGCAGCUUCCCUGGUGGUGGGACCUGUGGUGGUGGCGGCAACUCCCCCAGGACCCCAGUUGCACUGGGCACACUACAACCUGCGCCAUGCCUUCAAAGAUGUGGGCUCAAUGGAGUCGGCCUCAGGAGAAGCAUUCCACCCAGGGAAAACACCCAUAGUGGCACGCCCUGGUGUUGCUGUGGCCUCUGGUCCAAUGGUCCGCCUGUGCCCAGGGAGGAUCAGACAUUUCAAGGUCUAG
Messenger RNA from Cynocephalus volans (Philippine flying lemur), 1098 nucleotides. RefSeq names its product alpha 2-HS glycoprotein (gene AHSG). The record is from RefSeq and is a predicted model, not a curated record. The coding region runs from base 1 to 1098 and encodes 365 amino acids. Gene Ontology annotation, biological process: negative regulation of endopeptidase activity. NCBI's taxonomy places the organism in Eukaryota, Metazoa, Chordata, Mammalia, Dermoptera, Cynocephalidae. Gene Ontology annotation, cellular component: extracellular matrix; extracellular region; blood microparticle. The transcript is spliced from 7 exons. Gene Ontology annotation, molecular function: cysteine-type endopeptidase inhibitor activity.